Messenger RNA from Malus domestica (apple), 1943 nucleotides. RefSeq names its product AT-hook motif nuclear-localized protein 9-like. Gene Ontology annotation, molecular function: minor groove of adenine-thymine-rich DNA binding. The record is from RefSeq and is a predicted model, not a curated record. Lineage: Eukaryota; Viridiplantae; Streptophyta; Magnoliopsida; Rosales; Rosaceae.
UCAGAGGAAGAGGGAGAGGAGGAGAGAGAGAGUGAACUACAUCCUAGAGAAAUGCAUUCAGAUAAGGACUUGUGCUAGACCCAGUAGUAAAUACCCCUCUCUCUAUCUCACUCACCAAAUGACCUCCUUCCUGCAUUUCCCAAAAAACAGUUCGAUCUUUAAUGCCCCUUCAAAAAUCUCUCUCUCUCUCUCUCUAUCUCUUUCUCCCCUACACAAUUCAAACUUCUUCAACAAAAUCUGACCUCUCAACCUCUUUGAAAAAAAUGCCACUUUGACUCUCUCUCUCUCUCCGUGUCUUUUUGACUUGGGUUAUCUUUUCAUUUGCAUUCUCCACUUUGAGGUGCCAAAACAAAAACUGGGUUUGUGCUUAAACACUGGCAUUGACUCAAAGUUGUGGCCUUUUUAAAAUAUAAGUUUCUGAAGAGUGGUUUUUGGAAUUAUUGGAGUUUGAAAGAUUAGAGCUUAGGAUUGGAUGCAUAUGGUUAUGGGGUUGCCUUUGAAGAUGCUUGGUGUCUAAGGCUUUAUAAUGAGUUGGUGACAGUGGACCUGUUUCCUUCCAGUCUCUCUUGCUCUUUCCCUUAAGCAUGAAGCCUUUUUGUUGUUUCCCUUGGUUUGAGCUUGUCCUAGAACUGAAUAGUGAGUAUUAGAGCAGGAGGGGGCAUUUUGCAUUGAGUUGCAAAGUUGGGGCUUCAAAAUUGCCUUUGAAAGAUAACCGAAAUAAAUGCAUGGAUCGUAGGGACCCUAUGGCAUUGUCGGGGUCAGCCUCUUACUUUACAUCUAGAGGAAUAACUGGGUCCGGAACACUGUCUGGAUUACAUGGAUCGCCAGGCAUUCAUCCCUUAUCUAAUCCAAAUAUAGCAUUUCAAUCUAAUAUUGGAGGAACUAACAUUGGGUCAACAUUGCCGGUAGAGCCUUCUUCAGCUAUUUCAUACCAUGGUGUCAAUGUGGGUGCACCAACUGUGGCACCACCAGGCGAAUCUUUGAAAAGGAAAAGAGGAAGGCCUCGAAAAUAUGGACCUGAUGGGACUGUUUCAUUGGCAUUGUCUCCUGCAGCAUCUGCUAAUCCUGGUACGGUAUCAUCAAGCCCAAAACGAGGUAGAGGGCGGCCACCAGGGUCUGGGAAGAAGCAACAAUUAGCAUCUCUUGGCGGAUUGCUGUCUGGUUCGGCUGGGAUAGGUUUUACUCCACAUAUUAUCAGCAUUGCAGUGGGAGAAGACGUUGCAACAAAAAUAAUGGCGUUUUCACAGCAAGGGCCAAGAGCUGUGUGCAUCUUGUCAGCUAAUGGUGCCGUCUCUACUGUGACACUUCGUCAGCCCUCAACUUCUGGGGGUACAGUCACAUAUGAGGGACGGUUUGAGAUUAUAUGUCUCUCAGGUUCUUACUUGCUCAAUGAAAUUGGUAGCUCCCGAAACAGAAGUGGCGGUCUGAGCGUCUCCCUUGCUAGUCCUGAUGGUCGUGUCAUUGGUGGUGGAGUAGGAGGGAUGCUUAUUGCAGCAACCCCUGUUCAGGUGAUAUUAGGUAGCUUCACAUGGGGUGGUUUGAAGACAAAGAACAAGAAAAAGGAAGCUGUAGAAGGUGUCACAGACUUGGAACAUGAGACGGUUGACAAUUCAGUUGCACUAAACAGCAUUCAACCAGAUCAAAGUCUUAGCCAAAGUGCUUCAUUGGCCGCGUGGCAGGCAUCACAGCCACUGGAUAUGCAUAACAGUCAUGUUGACAUUGAUUUGAUGCGAGGGUAACUAUUUCGUUUACAUGUUCAUUGUGUGUAAAUUUCAGUUUCAUUGCUAGUUACAUUUAUUUUUCUUUGAAGCAUCGAUGACGGAAAACAGAAGCCAGAUGAUUGUGGGCUUCGAUGAUUCUAACUUCAUUUAUCCAUGAUAGACAUUGGGAAUGUACUAUAUUUAUUUAGUUUAAUCAAAAUUUAGUUUGAAAUUGAGCAUUCA